GAUCGAUUCAAGCUUGAUGCAACAGCCCUGAACAAAACACCAGAAGAGGUGUUCGAUGUUGUUGGCAAACUUGGCGAAGGAUCCUAUGGAUCGGUGCACAAAGCAAUCCACAAGGAAACGGGCCAUGUUCUAGCAGUGAAGAGAGUGCCGGUGGAUACAGAUUUGCAGGAGAUAAUCAAAGAAAUUAGCAUAAUGCAACAAUGCGAUAGCAAAUAUGUUGUCAAAUAUUAUGGCUCAUACUUCAAAAACUCCGAUCUUUGGAUUGUUAUGGAAUAUUGCGGUGCCGGAUCCGUGUCCGAUAUUAUGAGGAUUCGUAAGAAAACAUUAAAUGAAUCUGAGAUUGCUGCAGUCACUAGGGACGUCCUAAAAGGUCUGCGUUAUUUGCACGAUUUAAAAAAGAUUCAUCGUGAUAUAAAAGCUGGCAAUAUAUUGUUGAAUAUGGAAGGUCAUGCGAAACUGGCAGAUUUUGGUGUUGCUGGUCAAUUAACAGUAAGAUUUUUACGUUUUUUUCCCCUUUUUUCAUUACUCAAACGCUUGUUUUCAACACGGUAA
Gongylonema pulchrum is the source of this 552-nucleotide messenger RNA. NCBI's taxonomy places the organism in Eukaryota, Metazoa, Nematoda, Chromadorea, Rhabditida, Gongylonematidae. The record is from the annotation of a GenBank genome assembly.